CUCUGCUCUUCCCGUGUAAAUAAUCAUUUUUCUUCUUCUUCUUCUUCUUUUACCAAAAUAUGAAAAUACGAAGAAGGUGGAGUUGGACUCGAACUCUCCUUUGGCUUCCCCUUUUCACUACUACUACUCAUUUAUACUAAAUCAGUAUAUACUUUGUUUUACUACUGUUAAUAGUAUCCACUUCAAAAAGAUUCUUCUUGUCUUUUUUUUUCCUUUCUUUUUGGUUUCGCAAUAUAUUUCCCUCACCAGUCGCCACCUUUUCUAAUACAAGCCGAAGCCCACUACAUGCUCUCUAUGUUCCAUUGAAUCCCACCACCAACUUCACCCACCUUUGGCCCAUCUCCCCUCAAUUCUAGGGUUUUUAUUUUUCUCACCCUCUCUCUCUCUCUCUCUCUCUCUCUCCUUUUUUUAAAAAAAGAAAUUUCUCUACUCGCCUUUUUUUUCUUUUUAUUAUGAUUCUUAAGGCCUAUUGGCUCCAUCACCUCCCUUGGCUUUCCGAUCUUUUCCUUUUCCCGUGAAAAAUAGCGUAACCCUUCAUGUUCCUUUUUGAUCCCCUUUCAAUUCAAUGGAUUCUAGGUAUAUCUCGUCCUUAUCUAGGGUUUUUCUGGGGUUUUGUCGUUGAAAUCAUGCAUUGGGUGGAUUUUUAGUACAACUUAGGAUUCGUCUUCUGCAAGUCCAUCGUUUCUCUUCUUAAGCAUCUUGCCCUUUUUCUCGUCUACAUUUUUCAAUCGAUUUCUCUCUGUGAAAUUUCUCAUUCAUGGCGUAUCAGCCGAUUCCGGGUCCAAGCUCGGGAUCAAGUUCCAGUUCUGGGUUUCAAUACCUGAAUUCCCCUUUUGGAGACACUACAUACACCAAAGUCUUUGUUGGGGGCCUUGCCUGGGAAACUCAAAGCGAAACCAUGCGUCGCUAUUUCGAGCAAUUCGGUGAGAUUCUUGAGGCCGUCGUUAUCACUGAUAAGAAUACCGGCCGAUCCAAAGGCUAUGGUUUUGUGACUUUCCGGGAACCAGAGGCCGCAAAGAGAGCUUGCGCUGAUCCAACUCCGGUUAUUGAUGGCAGGCGUGCGAAUUGUAAUUUGGCAUCCCUUGGGCGACCUCGGCCAUCUCUACCUUAUGGUAUCAUAUCUAAUUUGCCUGGACGUCUUAGACCAGCUUCCCCAUAUGUUGGAAGUGUGCAGGCGCCCCGUGGAGCUUAUGUUGGAAAUUUUGGCUAUCAGCAGCCUCUCUCAUACGGCUAUCACCAAGGAGUGAUGUAUCCUCCCUAUGGGUAUGCAGCUGGCUAUGGACCUGAAUAUGUCUAUCCACAGGGUGUGUAUAACCCUUAUAUGGGACAGCAAUACCUUCAGGUGUAUGGACUACCCGGCACAGUUAAUACGACUAUUUAUCCCUAUGGUCAAUUGGGUCAAACUAUUCCUGGUGGUCAUGGGUACACAACAGUUCAUGGAUAUACAGUUCCCGGUCAUCAAAUUUUGCAGUUUGGUGGACCUAGCGUUAGUGGAAUUACAACCUCUCCUGUGCCUACAAUUCAAGCAACAUAUCCGACUGGUUGCCUCAAGGAAGAUACAAUGAUCAAUGGUCGAUCUUCUGUCCACCAUUGACCCUGUGUAGUAUGUAUCCAUAUAGAAUUUUAGGAGUAACUUGUCAUUCUUUAUGGACAUAAUUCCUUUUUUAGAUGACAUUUUUAGAUAAUGCAUUACUCUGUAGAUUGCCUAUAAAUGUGCUUAUUUGGAAUUGUGUAUGAAUUGAUUUAAAACACUUAAUGCAUAAGCAAUAUCGUAUCUUGUGUGUGACAAGUAUAUCAGUCUCCAAACUAAUCUUUAACACAUCUUCUUAUCUAUUGGUGUGUCAUUUUCUGUUAGUCUCCCAACUAAGCAAUGUAGGAGUACUAGUUGACUUACAUGCUAGUUUGCUCAUAUCUCUUGAUAAGCCAUGAAUGUAGUUCUGUCAGGAGACGAAUAUCCCUGAUCUUGAGCGGACAAUAUUAACUCCCAGAAAGUACUUUAAGUUACCUAACUCAUUGAUUUCGAAUUCUCUAGUCAGGCAUUGCUUGAGUAUCAAUAUCUCCUUUUUUUUCGUCAUCUCCCAUUACAAUAAUAUCAUCGGCAUAUGCUAAAAGAUCAAUAACUUCCGUUGUCUCAGAAUGCUUGAGAAACAAAUUGUGGUCCUCUUGAGCUUGCUUGUAUCCCAAGCCUGUCAUCACCCUUGCUAAUCUAUCAAACCGUGCUCAGGUGAUUGUUUAGUACAUAGAUUGCAUUCUUCAAUUUACAAACUUUAUAUGGUUAUGCCCCUCUAUCAAAUCCUGGUGCAAUUUCUGUAUAGAUUUCUUCUUGUAUAUCAUCAUGUAGGAAUGCAUUCUUCACAUUAAAUUGCUGUAGUUAUCAAUUAAAAUGAGCAGUUAAGGAUAGCAAGAUCCACAUCGUGUUCAUCUUAGUUAUCACGCAUCUCUUGAUAAUCUAUUUCACAAGUUUAGGUAUAUAUUUUUGCCAUUGGUUUUGCUUUAUAUUCUUUCUAUUAUCUUGUAUUUUAUUGUGAAUAUCUACUUGCAACCCAUAUGUCUUUUCCCUUUGGGUAAGUCCGUCGAUUCUCAUGUUUGGUUUUUAUCUAAUACUGGCAUUUUAACAUUAAUUUUACUUUUUCCAUUUCUCACAAGAUAAUGUCUUAAAGAUAGUGUUAGAGAGACUCAAUAUUCAAAAUUGUAAUAAAAUUUUGUGGGAAUGUGAACAUUUAUUAAAUGAUACAAACUGUGAGAUAGAAUAAAGGGGAUAUUUAAUGCAUGCCCUAGUUUCUUUACAAAUUGUAAUGGGUAUAUCAUUAUUGAAUAUUGUAGGUUUUCAGAGCUUACCUUAGUCUAGAAUUUUUCUUGGAUUCCCAGACUGCUUCAACUCAAAACUCAUAGUUCUUCCUCCUUGUAUGCAAAUGAGUGAAUUUGGUGUCAAGUAUAAUUUCUUGAGUGGGUGGGUCUUCCAGUAGUUUCUGUGGGUUCUCUUGUGAUGGUGGUUGAGUAUGUGAUAGGAAUGAUAGGGUAAAGAACUCAAUAUCCAUAUCUUCUUGACACUUUUGAUUAUUUUGUAAUUUUUUUACAAAUGGGCGGACACCUCCUUGAUGCAAAUAUUAGUAUAUAAUACUCAUUCGUGUGAGAAAGAAAACAUACCUGAGUGUCCUACUAGUGGGUUUCUCAAGAUCUUCUAAUUUCUUCAAGUUGUUUUAUCUCAGUGUUGAGUUCAUUGAUAUCAGUAGUUUUGUCUUCCUCUUUCUGGUGGGUAACAUGGGCAUGUCUGCAGGAUUUUUGUGGAGUGUUCUUGUAAUCCUCAACUAUUGCUUGAGGUAUUGAGUUUGUCAGGGAGUUUCCAGUAUUUAUCUUGAUGUGUCUUGGCUCUUUGCAAAAGAUACAUAAAGAUUAUCCUUGUUAUCGGCGCUAGACCCGGAAUUUCCUGAUUGGCUUAAUUUUUUUUGUCUAUUGGCAUGGCUUGGGGGGGAUUGGAGAUUAGUGUUGAACUAUCAAUUGAUUAGGAUUCUACUAUCAAUUGACUAGGAUUCUAACAUGAUCCCUCUCCUGCUCUCUUUUGCUAAUACGAUAGCAUUUAUCUCAUUUUUAGUGAUGGCAUUUCAUCUUUGUCUAAGACUUGGACUCACUCUUAAUCAAACUCCUGAUUGAAUCCUGUUCAAAACUGAUAGACUUAAUCUUCAUCUUUCUGCAUUCUAUUGUAAGACUUCGGUACCGAUCCAAUGCCUACUACUAACUUUUUAACAUGUUAGAAUAUUUAGUGACUGACAUGUUUUCUUAUUUCCUAAACCAUCUUGGCAUUCAAAUCGUAAAUGUGGGAUGCAUCUUUGACUUUAUAAUAGGUUUUCCUAAUUGUAUCUCACACUUCUCUAGCGAUGUAGAGUUCCACAGCCAUGCUGUGAUCAUUAAGUCUCCUCAUACACACAUCAAAGGUAGCGUACCCUAGUUUUGUCCAGUGCUAAGAGGUGGCUGAGCAUUCUUUUUCCCUUGAGAGUGAUCUGAAUUAAUUGCCAUCAACUCAAAUAGUCUUUCUCGGUAGAACAAUAAGCAGUCUGGAUUGGCUGAAAUUUAUUAUUGUUUCAGGUAAAGUUUCCCAUGUGGGAAUUUGUUCCUGUAGUUUGGGAUGUAACAUCUAACUUAAUUCGAGAGUUAUAGCACAAUUUGGUCAUGAGAAGGAUGUUGUCAGUAGAUAAUGCGACAAUUUGCCCUGGACAGAACUACCGCUUGGAGUGGUUGAGUAGGAUGUAGAACUUGGACAUAAUCAAGAUAGAGACGUGCUCAGCAGGAUCGGCCAUGGCUCAGUCUACGCACGAUUGGCAGUGUGUGGCUGAGGAGGCUGGGCAUGUGGCUGUGGCAGGGCUAGCCGAACAGGGACUGUGCAGGUACAGGCGUGCGGUUCUGGUGGCUGACAGCUGAGCGAUUCCUUCUGACUGUUUCUCACCAUAAGGUUUUGGUUGCUAGGGCUGACUAUGAAGUCCAGCUUGCGGUGGAGACAGCUGGUUUGUGGUGGUCAGUGCUAGGGAAGUGGUGGCUGUCUGACUUGGACCAGGCUGGAGGCAAACACAUGGCAGGGAACAGUUGCAGGCUGGAUUGCGCGAUUGCAUAUGGAACACACAGCUUGGUUGGUUGGAGGCUUUGCGGACAGUUGUUUUUGACUAGCAAAUGCAGGUUGCACAGCUAAUGGCAGAGGAGGUCUUGGCUGUUUGCAGGAGAAGGAGCUGUGACUUGUGGCUCUAUUUUUUCUGGUGCUACAGACGAAGAAAGCUAGCUUGAUUGCUGACGGCCAGUGGCUAGACUAAGUGGCCUACUAUGUAGGCUGGUGUCUCAUUUUUAGGGUUUUUGUUGUUUCAGUAAUAAAGGCAAUAUAGAGUUUGUAAAAAAGUUUAGAGGUUCUUAACAUAGAUCUUUGAUACCAUGUGAAAAUAGUUGAAUGUGCACUUCAUUAAAUAUUAUAGUUUUAUAUAUAUAUAAGUUUUCUAAAAUAAAAAAGAAAAUAAACCAUUAAUUACAUUAACUGCAUGUGGUAUAUUUUUUCUUAAUGCCCUUUAACCUAAUUAAAUAUUUUUUUAACGAGAAUAUUCUUUUGGUAGAUUCAAAGAUUCUUGGUUUCAGGCGUUAAGUUUUUUUUAAGGUGUCAACCACUUAUUUUUUUAAAAAAAGCUCUAAAAAGUUAAGGGGUCAACCACUAUAUCUGGUGAUGAUCUUGGAGAUUUGGUCGACGCUUUUAUAGAUAUGUAAAUAUUUUUGUAUAUAUUUUGAAUAUACUUUUUAUUCUCCAAAAACAAAAUAUACUGCUUCCUGUUAAAUAUAGGUAGUGUCAAAUGGAUUUUAUAUCUCUCUUUUAUUAUGGUGAUUGAGAUUUUACUUCUGCUUUCACCAUUAUCUGUGCCUUUUAAAUUGACUUGUUAAGGGGGCAACGUAGAUUCUCUUCUCUACUAGGUAGCAUUCCAGGAAUAGUAUCACCCUAUCCCUUCUCAGGAGUAGGAAAAAAUUGUACUUCCAUGCUCAAAUGUUAUGAAUUUUUUUUUCUUUUAAAAUAUUCCUUGUGCUGGUGGCUUGCUUGUUUUUAGAUCAUAAACCUUUCCUCCGUGUUUUAUUUUAAAACUAACAUCCAACUCCAUUAGUCUAAUACUACAAUUGAUCAAGGUUUGUGAUAUUU
This is a messenger RNA of Carica papaya (papaya), 5659 nucleotides long. The record is from RefSeq and is a predicted model, not a curated record. Lineage: Eukaryota; Viridiplantae; Streptophyta; Magnoliopsida; Brassicales; Caricaceae.